Molecule: messenger RNA, 969 nt
Organism: Lolium rigidum
Lineage: Eukaryota; Viridiplantae; Streptophyta; Magnoliopsida; Poales; Poaceae
Product: 22.3 kDa class VI heat shock protein-like
Exons: 2
Coding region: 14-589 (191 amino acids)
Source: RefSeq, a predicted model, not a curated record
CUGCCAGCCAGCAAUGCCGCCGCGGCGGGCGAUCGAUGUCCGGAAGGUCGACAGCGGCGCCGCUCCCAAGUGGCGCAUGUCGCUGCUGGAGAGCACCUUCACUCCGUUUCUGCAGUCUCCCGGCGCCGGCGCCGACGCUGCAGCCAAGGCCGUGUUCGCGGAGGGGUCCCUGUUCAGCCCCUACCUGUUCGGCAAGUUCUUCGACCCGGCCGACGCCUUCCCGCUGUGGGAGUUCGAGUCGGAGGUGCUCCUCGCCGCGCUCCGCCGGGGCUGCAGAACCACCGUCGACUGGGCCGAGACGGACUGCGAGUAUUACCUCAGAGCUGAUAUACCAGGUGGAAGGAAGUGCGACGUGGAGGUGAGCGGCGACGGCGCGCGGGUGGUGGACGUGAGCGGGCUGUGGCGCGCGCCGCCGGCCGACGGCCGGGACUGGCGCGCCGGCAAGUGGUGGGAGCACGGCUUCGUGCGGCGCGUGGAGCUGCCGGAGGACGCGGACGGCGCCAGGGUGGAGGCCUACUUCGACGACGGUGACGGGUCGCUCGAGAUCAGGGUCCCCAAGAGGAAGGGCGACCAAGCCGCCGCCGCCUGAGAGAAUCAGAACCUCGCCAAGCGCAACUGGAUUGGAUUAACCGGAGGAUCGCAUGCAUUUGCCGGUGAAAGGAAUUAUUCGGUUUCUUCAUGAUGAUGAAAAGUUGAUGGAGACUGAAAAGACCGUGUUAUCUUGGUAGAAAAAUUCGCAAAGAUAUGGGGAGAGCAAAAGGAGCAAAGAAUCAAAGAUUGAUUACCUAUCUAUCUAUCUCAUGUUGCAGACAAGUGUAAUAUGUUCUUCAGGUAUACCAUGUUGAAUGGCUAAUUAGCAGCGUGUGCAUGCACUGAAGCGUCGCUCUCCGUUUCGGUCGUCGAUCGAAUGGGCUGGGUAUCGAUAUGAUUCCUGAUUAUGAAUGCAUAUAGAUGGAGUUAUUCUUUUUC